Messenger RNA from Triticum turgidum subsp. durum (durum wheat), 645 nucleotides. Lineage: Eukaryota; Viridiplantae; Streptophyta; Magnoliopsida; Poales; Poaceae. The record is from the annotation of a GenBank genome assembly.
AUGGCAAAAAUGACGUGGUGCGUUGAGGAGACUCCGAACCGAAACUGGCGGGCGAGAACCGAGGAGUCCCCAAGCCACGCCACUCCACCCCAAUUUCCUUGUGAGAGCCGAGGACGCAAGCGAGAGCGGAGGAGCCACAUCCGGAUCUGCAUCCUGCCGCUCAACUCGACCGCGCGUUCACGCCACAGGCAGGACUCAGGAGGAAGAGAAUCGAUGGUGCACGGAACGCUGGAGGUGCUGCUCGUCGGCGCCAAGGGCCUCGAGAACACCGAUUACCUCUGCAAUAUGGAUCCGUACGCACUUCUCAAAUGCCGCUCGCAGGAGCAGAGGAGCAGUAUUGCAUCAGGCAAAGGUAGUAACCCUGAAUGGAACGAAAGCUUUGUCUUCACCGUGUCAGACCAUGCUACGGAGCUGGUGAUCAAGCUUAUGGACAGCGACUCGGGCACAUCGGACGACUUUGUUGGUGAAGCAACGAUUCCUUUGGAAGCAGUUUAUACCGAAGGGAGCAUUCCACCAACAGUUUAUAAUGUUGUGAAAGGUGAACACUACUGUGGAGAAAUCAAAGUCGGUCUCACAUUCACUCCCGAGGAUACUCGCCAGCGCGGUCUCCCCGAAGACUUCGGUGGCUGGAAACAAUCGCAUUGA